Molecule: messenger RNA, 1501 nt
Organism: Truncatella angustata
Lineage: Eukaryota; Fungi; Ascomycota; Sordariomycetes; Amphisphaeriales; Sporocadaceae
Product: P-loop containing nucleoside triphosphate hydrolase protein
Exons: 1
Coding region: 281-1087 (268 amino acids)
Biological process (GO): nucleobase-containing compound metabolic process
Cellular component (GO): mitochondrion; cytoplasm
Molecular function (GO): AMP kinase activity; ATP binding
Source: RefSeq, a predicted model, not a curated record
AUUUUCGGUGACGCACCUCCCCCCGCCCUCAACCCCCAAUCACGGAUACUUGGCUUCGGCUUCAUCCAGCUGCUUACACAUUUGUACCUACCACCGGGUCUCAUCCCCCGAAGUCCGAAGACUCCGCAAGCCCCGAACUGCGACCCUAUACACCAGCAUAGAAUCCUCCAGUAGUUGGACCUUCAGUUCUGUCCUCCUCGCGACAUCCCUUGUUGGUGUUCUUUCGUUAUCGCGACCUCUGUCCCGCGACACCGGCCCUUCAUAUCCGCAUCUGCAUACUAUGCGCCUGCGCAAAGCAGCCCGCGUGAUUCUUGUCGGCGCACCUGGCGUGGGCAAGGGUACACAAAGCGAACGUCUACUUGAGCGCUUCCCCCAAUUGACUGCCAUAUCCUCCGGCGAUCUUCUCCGCUACAAUGUCAAGAAUAGGACACCGCUCGGUAUCAGGGUGGAGAGCACCAUGAAGAGUGGUGGUUUGGUCUCCGAUGACCUGAUACUCAGACUCAUCACCAAUGAGCUUGGUCACCGAGGCUGGCUGUCCGGAGGUCGCUCGAAUGUUAUGACCUUGGCCUCGUCCGCCGUGGGAAUCGCCGAGGCAUACGAGGACUCUGAUCCCUUCAUCACUGCCAUCGAUAGGAACCCGGCAGCGGGUGCUAGCCUGUCUGCGCACGCCUCUGAGGACCCCACUGCCUCAUUCCUGCUCGACGGCUUCCCACGCACUGCACCGCAGGCAGAGAAGUUGGACGACAUAGUACCCAUCAACUGGGCUGUGUCUAUCAAGACUCCCUUCGAUGAGAUCAUCAAGCGCAUCACUUCGCGAUGGGUUCAUGAACCGUCUGGUCGUGUAUACAACACGAGUUUCCAUGCGCCCAAAGUUCCCGGCAUUGAUGAUGUGACUGGGGAACCAUUGGUUCAGCGGGCUGAUGACAGCGAAGACGUUUACCGCGCCCGUUACAAGAAGUUCCAGGAGACGGCUGAACCUUUGCUUGAACAUUAUGCGAAGAAAGGUGUCCUCUGGGAGGUCGAGGGUAUGAGCAGCGACGAGAUUAGCCCCAAGCUCUAUGCCGAAUUUGAAAGGCGGUUCGCUUGAAUAGCCAUUUGGCAUGCUCGAUUGUCUGAUAUAUAGGAUGUGUGUAUAAACCUAGGGGACAACAGGGGAAAUUAGGACUGGCUAGUAGCUCGGGAAAUGCUUGGAGUGCGUGGAUGCUUCCAUCGCUCAUGGAGUUUAGGGGAUCACAUGUCUGGGCUCGAAUAGCCCGACGGACAUGUAGAUAUCGAAGGGUUCAGAGAGCCACGGCUCGCCCGGUUUGCUACGUAUUAUUAUCACUUAUUCAUUCUCAUACACAAGCCCCAUGAUGGUGGUGAUUAUAACGUAUUCAUGGACGAACGCCCAACUUUUCUUAACAUUUGUGUUCACUAAAAAAUGAGCACGCAAAGUAUGACCAGCCAUCGCAACAGUCAACGGGACAGCGCUUUUAGAGGUGAUUGACCGGAAAUCCAGAGC